Molecule: messenger RNA, 3593 nt
Organism: Herpailurus yagouaroundi (jaguarundi)
Lineage: Eukaryota; Metazoa; Chordata; Mammalia; Carnivora; Felidae
Gene: ISL1
Product: ISL LIM homeobox 1
Exons: 6
Coding region: 267-1316 (349 amino acids)
Biological process (GO): positive regulation of transcription by RNA polymerase II; axonogenesis; neuron fate specification
Cellular component (GO): nucleus
Molecular function (GO): cis-regulatory region sequence-specific DNA binding; DNA-binding transcription factor activity, RNA polymerase II-specific
Source: RefSeq, a predicted model, not a curated record
GUUUGAGUAAGAGAUAAGGAAGAGAGGUGCCCGAGCCGCGUCGAGUCCGCCGCCGCCGCAGCGCCUCUGCUCCGCCAACUCCGCCGGCUUAAACUGGACUCCCAGCUCCGCGAGGGCGCGGCGCAGCCGGGCAGCGGCUCUCUCAGCCUUGGCAACCCCAGGGGCCACUAUUUCCCACUUAGCCACAGCUCCAGCAUCCUCUCUGAGGGCUGUUCACCAACUGUACAACCACCAUUUCACUGUGGACAUUACUCCCUCUUACAGAUAUGGGAGACAUGGGCGAUCCACCAAAAAAAAAACGUCUGAUUUCCCUAUGUGUUGGUUGCGGCAAUCAAAUUCACGAUCAGUAUAUUCUGAGGGUUUCUCCGGAUUUGGAAUGGCAUGCAGCAUGUUUGAAAUGUGCAGAGUGUAAUCAGUAUUUGGACGAGAGCUGUACCUGCUUUGUUAGAGAUGGGAAAACCUACUGUAAAAGGGAUUAUAUCAGGUUGUACGGGAUCAAAUGCGCCAAGUGCAGCAUCGGCUUCAGCAAGAACGACUUCGUGAUGCGCGCCCGCUCCAAGGUGUACCACAUCGAGUGUUUCCGCUGCGUGGCUUGCAGCCGUCAGCUCAUCCCUGGGGAUGAGUUCGCGCUUCGGGAGGACGGGCUCUUCUGCCGUGCAGACCACGACGUGGUGGAGAGGGCCAGCCUGGGCGCCGGUGAUCCGCUCAGCCCUCUGCACCCGGCGCGGCCGCUGCAAAUGGCAGCCGAGCCCAUCUCUGCCCGGCAGCCGGCCCUGCGGCCCCAUGUCCACAAGCAGCCCGAGAAGACCACCCGCGUUCGGACUGUGCUGAACGAGAAGCAGCUGCACACCUUGCGGACCUGCUAUGCCGCCAACCCCCGGCCAGACGCGCUCAUGAAGGAGCAACUGGUGGAGAUGACAGGCCUCAGUCCCCGCGUGAUCCGGGUAUGGUUUCAAAACAAGCGGUGCAAGGACAAGAAGCGGAGCAUCAUGAUGAAGCAGCUCCAGCAGCAGCAGCCCAAUGACAAAACUAAUAUCCAGGGGAUGACAGGAACUCCCAUGGUGGCUGCCAGUCCAGAGAGACACGAUGGUGGCUUACAGGCAAACCCAGUGGAGGUGCAAAGUUACCAGCCGCCUUGGAAAGUACUGAGUGACUUCGCCUUGCAGAGUGACAUAGAUCAGCCUGCUUUUCAGCAACUGGUGAAUUUUUCAGAAGGAGGACCGGGCUCUAAUUCCACUGGCAGUGAAGUGGCGUCGAUGUCCUCUCAGCUCCCAGAUACACCUAACAGCAUGGUAGCCAGUCCUAUUGAGGCAUGAGGAACAUUCAUUCAGAUGUAUUUUUUUUCCCUGGAGAAAGUGGGAAAAUAUAAUGUUGAACUCCGAAACAAAAGUAUUUAACGACCCAGUCAAUGAAAACUGAAUCGAGAAAUGAAUGCUCCAUGAAAUGCACGAAGUCUGUUUUAAUGACAAGGUGAUAUGGUAGCAACACUGUGAAGACAAUCAUGGGAUUUUACUAGAAUUAAACAACAAACAAAACCCAAACCCAACAUACGCUAUCCAAUGACCUUAGGAGUACUGAAAAAAAAAAAAAAAGACGUUUUUAAAACGUAGAGGAUUUAUAUUCAAGGAUCUCAAAAAAAGCAUUUUCAUUUCACUGCACAGCUAGAGAAAAGCAGAAAUAGAGAUUUUCUAGUCCAUCCUAUUCUGAAUGGUGCUGUUUCUAUAUUGGUCAUUGCCUUGCCAAACAGGAGCUCCGGCAAGUGAGCAGGAAGAGAAAACUGGCCUCCUUGGCUGAAAGUCCUUUCAGGAAGGUGGAGCUGCGUUGGUUUGCGAUGUUUUUCGUUGACUUUAACAAGGGGUUAAUUGAAAUCCUGGGUCUCUUAGCAUGUCCUGUAGCUGGUUUCUUUUUUACUUUUGCCCCUCCAACCUUCUUCUUCUUCUUCUUCUACUUCUUCUUCUUCUUCUUUGCUUUUUUUUUUUUUUUUGAGAUCCAUCCUCUAUCAAGAAGUCAGAAGCGACUUUAAAGGUUUUUGAAUUCAAAUUUAAAAACCAACUUAUAAAGCAUUGCAACAAGGUUACCUCUAUUUUGCCACAAGCGUCUCGGGAUUGUGUUUGACUUGUGUCUGUCCAAGAACUUUUCCCCCAAAGAUGUGUAUAGUUAUUGGUUAAAAUGACUGUUUUCUCUCUCUCUGGAAAUAAAGAGGAAAAAAAAAAGGAAACUUUUUUUUUGUUUGCUCUUGCAUUGCAAAAAUUAUAAAGUAAUUUAUUAUUUAUUGUCGAAAGACUUGCCACUUUUCAUGUCAUUUGACAUUUUUUGUUUGCUGAAGUAAAAAAAAAAGAUAAAGGUUAUACCGUGGUCUUUGAAUUAUAUGUCUAAUUCUAUGUGUUUUGUCUUUUUUCUUAAAUAUUAUGUGAAAUCAAAGCGCCAUAUGUAGAAUUAUAUCUUCAGGACUAUUUCACUAAUAAACGUUUGGCAUAGAUAAAUAAAUAAAUGCAAUGAUCCAGGGUCCCUCUUUUAUAUGUUUACAAGUAAGCCAUUAAAAUGUCUGCAAUUAAGGACUGCAUGUGAACGGGGUAGACUGACAUACAAUAGGUGUGAUGUUUUAUUGCAAAUAGUUAAGGUCGAACUUGCCACUUUGCAUUUUAAUAGUUGAAUCAAAACUGGUUGGAAGCCUUUAGUUCUCAGCUGUGAUAAUGUUACUAACUGCUUUUUUGAAAAUGAGAUGCUGUCCUCCGUUCUACCCCCCACCUCUCCUCCCCUUUCUUGCCCGACCCACUCCAUCCCACUCCACCCCACCCCACCCCAAAUAGGAAGAAGGUCCUGCUUGAAAUGCGUUUUGAUUCUGAGUCUCUAUUUUAUUUUCUUGGAGUAAGUGCUUUAUACCAAAGUCUCCUGCUUAGGAUUGUUGAAAUGACCCAUAUUUCAAGUAUAAGCUCUUGCUAAAAGAGAGCCUUUCUGCCUGGUCAGUGAGGUAUGACCAUUAUUUACCGGUGGCGGCUGUCAGCCGAUUGAGAAAUGCUGCUUUCUUUGCGCAGGAAGAGCAGGCCGAGAGAGUUUUCUCAGCAAUUCCCAGAGCAGUCAGCUUACGUCUUUUCUGGUCUCUCUUCCCCACCCCCAACUUGUUUCCUCCUCCCCUCCCCUUUCCCCUUUCCCCUUUCUCCCCCAACUCCCAACUCCCCAACCCUCCGAAGGCUGUCUAGCCUCUGCCGAGAACCGCGGCCGAGGCUCCGUCGGGGAACCGCCUUCUGCGGGCUGGGGCCGCGGCGCGUGCUGUGCAGGCCCUCGCGGCGCUCGGAGCCACGGGCACGAGCGCUCCCACGCUCCCCGCCUCCCCGGCCCCGGGCAUUUAGCGGGGGUUCCCGUGUGGGAGCCAGAACCCAGGGAUAGAUAAAGGGCCCUGCCCGAAAUCAGGCUUCUUGGUGCUUCUUCGAUUGCGGGUGUCGAGCUGGGAUUUGGGGCUCCACCCUGUCCCCCUUCCGUCCUCCACCCCAGGAUGAUACUUGGACUCUUUAGAAAAUGGAUGCGUUUGUAUGCGCGAGUGUCAUGGCGUUUUAAAUAUCUGACAAUUCUUAAUAAAUACGAGAGCUAACAUA